Endocarpon pusillum Z07020 is the source of this 1632-nucleotide messenger RNA. RefSeq lists its product as uncharacterized. The record is from RefSeq and is a predicted model, not a curated record. Lineage: Eukaryota; Fungi; Ascomycota; Eurotiomycetes; Verrucariales; Verrucariaceae. The transcript is spliced from 4 exons. The coding region runs from base 1 to 1632 and encodes 543 amino acids.
AUGGCUACAAGGCCUGCUAGAAGCAACACACUGGAGCCGCCUACGAAGAGCGUUGAGCUUAUAGAUUCUGGUGCUCAUGACCUUGACAUGUCCGGUGAUGACGAGCACUUCUCAGAUGCUUUGGAAGGCCAUCAACGACCAAAUUCUCGACCCCCUUCUCCUCUGAACUCUCGCCCAACAUCCCCUAUCCCUCGCACAAGAGUAGAAAGGGUUGACGACGAACCGAGGCAUGGAGAAACACCUGGUUCGCCAGCAUAUGAUAUGCGGAGACAGGAUGCAGUACCGGACGAGCUGGAGAUAGUGCCAGAGGGCAGACUGAGCAAACGAAGUUCCUCAAGCAGUUUACAGCCAUCCCUACCACCCGGGGGCCCUCCUGUCCCACUUACCGUAGUUGAGAAAGUCGAUCCGGCCUCCCCAAGUCAUGGUGAAGUACCAGGCACUGCUGCAUACGAGCAAAGGCAAGCCGAUGCUGCUCCAGAUGUCGUUUUGAAAGCUUCCGACUCCUAUACCACACCUCAACCGUUUCCUCCUUCUCAAUCGGCCAAAGCCACCAGCCCAUGUCCAAUCCCCGAAACCAUCAUAACAAGAGCCGAUUCCGUCCCAGGGCUAGAUGAGACGUCUCGGACUGGUACAAACGGGGUACAGAAUCAUGGACAAUCAGGUGAGGGGUCACCGACGCUGGAGGGGUCGCCGCAGCGGGUUCACUCGAGACGUAAAGCAUCCUUAAACUAUAAAGAGGACUCAGCCUUUGAGGAUGGCUUUGGUGACGAUUUUGAUGAGUUCGAAGAGGGUGCUCAACCGGGGGAGGAUGACGAUUUCGGUGACUUUGACGACGGGAUUGAAGGCCUAUCGGCCAGUGAAGAAGUAUCUGAGCAUCUACUACCAGCACAAGAUGGGCCUGGACCAGCUUUUCCCAUCCUAGAUUUUGGCUCCCUGUCGUCUCUUCCAGAUAUUAUUGCGGCCACCCAGGUUUACCUCGAUGCCAUGUUUCCCAGCACAACAAAAGAGAAGCUCGAAGCUUUACCGAAGCCAGAUCCUGUCCCGCCUGAAUCACCCAUCUUUCCAACGGAAAGGUCACGAGCAUUAUGGGAACAACUGAUCACGCCGCCUCCACUCCAACCACCCAACUGGACAAAGUCUCGGAUUCGCCGACUAUUCCUCGUUUCACUUGGCGUGCCAGUCGACUUAGAUGAGAUACUACCUCCGAGCAAGCAGAAGAAACUAGUUUUACCAGACAUGCAUCUUGAACCACCAACUCGAAAGUCAGAGAGUGAUAAGACUCUUGGCUCAGUCUCAAGGCUGAAAGCUAAGGCUGCGAAUGACUCUAACGCAUCUAUUGACAGUAAUCAGUCUUCCUCACGAAGUAGAAGACGGGCAAGAGGGCCGCUACCUCCGCCUGAUUUGGAUCUGGGUGCUGUGAAGAGGCUUUGUGCGACGACUGACGAGAAGCUCGAUGGUCUCACGGUUGAUGAGCUUAAGGACCAUAUACAAGAUUUGGAAAGCAAAACAGAAAAAACGCAGGAGUUACUUGAGUACUGGCUGAAGAGACGUGAUGGCGCAGUGAAGGAGAAAGAAGCAUUCGAGGGCGUUAUUGAAAACCUUGUUAGGCAUGCUAGGAGGGUGAGAAAGUGA